Cydia strobilella is the source of this 2145-nucleotide messenger RNA. RefSeq names its product mitochondrial chaperone BCS1 (gene Bcs1). Lineage: Eukaryota; Metazoa; Arthropoda; Insecta; Lepidoptera; Tortricidae. The record is from RefSeq and is a predicted model, not a curated record. The transcript is spliced from 7 exons. Gene Ontology annotation, biological process: protein insertion into mitochondrial inner membrane from matrix; mitochondrial respiratory chain complex III assembly. Gene Ontology annotation, molecular function: ATP hydrolysis activity; ATP binding. Gene Ontology annotation, cellular component: mitochondrial inner membrane. The coding region runs from base 129 to 1403 and encodes 424 amino acids.
CAUCAGUGACACUAGUGAAGAUUCAUUUAUAACCUAGAAAAAUCAAAGAAAUACAUCGUACUACACGAAAACUAUUGCAAUAAUAUUAUUUAAAAAUAUUAAAUUGGUGUUAACAGUUCCUUUAAAAUAUGACGAUCGUAGAAUAUGUGACUUCGCUAGCCCAAAACCCUUAUUUCGGGGCGGGUUUCGGAUUGUUCGGCGUUGGAGCGAGUGCUGCAAUUUUACGGAAAGGAUUUCAAACCUCUAUGAUAUUAUUUCGACGGCACUGCAUGAUCACACUUGAAGUUCCAUGUAGAGACAAGUCUUACCAAUGGUUACUACAGUGGAUAACUCAGAAAGGCGCCAAACAGACGCAACAUUUAAGUGUAGAAACUUCUUUCCUUCAGAAGGACACCGGACAAAUCAAAACUAAAUACGACUUUAUUCCCAGUGUAGGUCAGCAUUUUUUCAGAUAUCGUGGAGCCUGGAUCAAAGUAGACCGCACCAGGGAACAACAUACUCUGGAUUUGCAUAUGGGUGUUCCAUGGGAAACGGUCACCUUGACAUCCUUUGGCAGCAAUAAGCAGCUUUAUUAUGACAUUCUUGAAGAAGCUCGGACAAUGGCACUGAAGCAGCAUGAAGGCAUGACCAUCAUGUACACAGCAAUGGGGGCCGAGUGGAGACCAUUCGGGCACCCGCGACGCAGGCGCCCUUUGCACAGUGUAGUUUUGCGCGCGGGCUUGACAGACAGAAUCCUGGAGGAUUGUCUGGACUUCAUCAACCAUCCACAAUGGUAUACGGAAAGAGGGAUACCUUACAGAAGAGGUUACCUGUUGUAUGGCCCACCUGGUUGUGGAAAGUCAUCAUUCAUUAUGGCCUUAGCUGGAGAAUUAGAGUAUAACAUCUGUGUACUUAAUCUAUCUGAGAGGGGCCUUACCGAUGACAGACUAAACCACCUACUUAGCGUAGCCCCACAACAGUCGAUAAUCCUACUGGAAGACAUCGACGCAGCAUUCGUGUCGCGCGAGGACACGCCCUCACAGAAGGCGGCGUACGACGGCCUCAACCGCGUCACCUUCAGCGGGCUGCUCAACUGUCUGGAUGGCGUUGCUUCCACGGAGGCGAGGAUAGUCUUCAUGACCACUAAUUAUUUGGAAAGGUUGGACCCUGCGCUAAUUAGGCCUGGCAGAGUCGACAUGAAAGAGUACGUGGGGUACUGCGACCAGCAACAAGUUGAACUCAUGUUUUUGAGGUUUUACAAAGGAGAUGGGGCUGCAGAGCAUGCGAGGAUUUUUGCCGAGAAUGUGAUGAAAAAUAACAAGAAAGUUAGCCCUGCACAGAUACAAGGCUAUUUUAUGUUCCACAAGCAUUCGCCUCCAACCGAAGUGGUCAAAGAUUUCGACUCGAUUUGGACCCUUGGCUAAAAUAUACCUACCAACUUUAUAAGCUCCAGAAGAUCGAUAUGGACGCUGUUCAAUCCACAGGUCUUAUUGGAAUCGACAGAUUCAACACUACAACACUUUUCAACCUCAUUAGUUAGAAUAGUUAUUUACGAUACAAGUGCGGAAAAGAGGAAAUUCGCUAUUACCUAUUCGCACGUGUAUCGUACAACGUUUUACAGUACAUAUGGCCCUUUAAACUUUCGACAUAUGCACGAAAAGUGCUCUUUUACGCACUAGUGCGAGAAAGUAGCACCAUAUGUACUGUAAAGAUAUUUUCACAUAUCAGGCACAGUUUAUUAGCGUUUAUCAAACUGCCCGUGUAGAUCCCAUUAUAUAGAAGAAAACAAGUAAAGGUGCGGCUACUGCGAACAGGUUGUUCAUACUAGGUGCAACAGGGGCAAAUACCUCAAGUGGCAUUUCUCAUGUAUGUUUAAAUACCAAAAUCAUAUGUUGUUUCAAAUUAAAUAAGGCUUCUCUAUGUACCUAUGUAUAUAUUAUGGCGACUGUACAUACAUUCGACAAAUUUAAUGAUUUAUAAUUUAUCUAGGUAUAAUAGUAGUUUAUGUGACUGCUCAUAAUCAAAGGCAUUAAAAUACGAGUGUGGGUUUAUGAAACGAAUGAAAUGAAACUUCCAGUUACAUACACUGUUAUAUCUACAUUAAUAUCAUAAGCUUCAACAAAAGAAAGUCAUUUUAUACUUACAAACUAAUUAAAUGUCAAAUGG